GUAGGUUAAGGUCAUAUCCUCAAUACAGCUCGUUUACCGAAAUUUAAUUAUUUUGAAACCGGAAGUAGUUUCGUGAAAUAAACACCAUGACUCUUGCAAUAGUGUGGUCAGUCCUGAGUCUUAUUUCACAUGCCUUAACUCAGUACAUCCAGAUACAAGCACUUCCGCCAAAAGUGACUAUUCGGGAGAAUGAUCUGGUUGUCUUGUGUUCCAUCACUAACUCUUCACAACUCCAGUCAUUAUUCUUUAUAGAGCUCUCGAGGAAUGCAACUGUUAACUUUACCACUGUAGUUUCAGUUUCAAACAAUGAUAAAAUAAAAUGGGCGGACUCUGCAUUACAAAGCCGAGGUGCUGCAGCUAUGGGGUCUUUGGACUUAAUAAAUACACCAUAUUUGAGAUUUACAAUGAAUAAAGACAUCGUUCAAUGUCCUGAUGACUUUAAGAUCUACAAAUGUAAAAUGUCUGGCGUAGAUUCUCGAAACAAUAUAGACACAAUGGAGUCAGCCCCGAUCGAUAUUGCACACAACGUCAAACCAACUGUGAUGGAGAUGCCCCAGGUUAAGAUGCUAAAUGAGCUUUUCAUUACACCUCAUAGACAGUUUCCAGUGGGAACCGCGAUACAAUUAACAUGUGAGGGAGAGAUAGGUAGUGACCCAAACACUACGAUCAGAUGGUGUGUCCGAAAAGAAAAAGAAGAGGGAUUCAAUAGAUGGACCCCGUCCCCCGUCCAUUCAAAGGCCUCUCUAUCAGGAUGUCAGUACACAAGGUCCAGUACCAUCACAUACAAUCUGACAAGGGAUGACACCUUUACAAGGUUAAUGUGCGAGUCUGGAAAUACUGGUACUUGUGGGACAGGGACGGCCAUACAAUAUGUCAACAUCACCAUCAUCAGACCAACCUUGAUUGAAGAGCCGAGAGUGAGAAUUCUAAAUGAGCUCAGUGGUACAACAAAACGACAAUUUCCAGUGAGAACAGUCCUACAGUUAACUUGUAAAGGACAGAUUGGUAGUAACCCUAACAAUACGAUCGGAUGGUGUGUCCAAAAGGAAAAUGAAGAGAUAUUCACAAAAUUGGACCAAGCCCCUCUCCACUCCAAUGCGUCUUUUAAUGGAAGUCAGUACAUCAGGUCCAGUACUAUCACUUACAGCCUGACCAGUCAAGACACAUUUACAAAGUUCUUGUGUGAAUCUGGAGAUACCGGAGUGUGUGGUACAGGGACCGCCAUACAAAAUGUCAACAUCACUAUCGAUCCUGUCACUAAUUUUCAUUCAGAAGAUGUUUCAGAUACAUCUGAUGCUAGAAAAAUCGCCGGAGGGGUGAUAGGUGGAUUGGUUGGGAUCAUACUGGUUGCCUUCCUUAUUUUCUGCGUUGUUCGGAAUAAAGUAAAAUUCUUCUUCUCUUUUUUAGACACUUUAAAAUUCUUUUAAGCCCGAUUGUCCUUAGGGAUAUGAAAAAUAUGUCAUAUGUACAGUCAACAAAUUCCCAGUUUUGGUAUAAAAACAACAGCUUCUUCAAUGUUUUAAAGCAAUAUCAUGUUUCUCUCACAGAUAUAUUUGCAGUUUCUUAUCCUAUGUGUUCUAUUUCUAAAUGCUCUGCCAAAAACUGUAAAACCUGUGACAUUUUUAUUACAAGGACCUUUUUUACAAGCAAUCUAACUGGAAAAAGUUUUUAAUACAAAAACAUGGGAAAAUUUGAACUGUAAAACUUCUAAUGUUGUCUACGGAAUUGAAUGUACCCUUUAUGGACUCAUCUAUGUUUUUGAAACCAAAGGUUCACAAACGAAUGUCUGGUUAUAGAUUUCAAAUCAAUAACGGCGGUCAGCAGCUUUUAUACAAACAUUCUUAAUUCCCCAGACCAUUCUAUUUUGUCUAGAAAAGUUAGAAUUCUAUAAAAAAAAAUACCAUCAUACCAAUAGCCCAUCGCUGAGUACGCCAUUUCGUAGACAACAAGAAGAACUUUGGAUAAGAAAAUUAGGUACGACCUUUCCGUAUGGAUGCAACGAUAAUGUUGAAAGUGUAGGGAAUCUUUCAAGUCCUAAAUGUAACCGAACUUUUUAACAACACCGAGAGACGUAGGCGUAGUCAUGGAAAUUGGUCUUAUAACAAACCAAUUAUACAAGAUGUUUCCUUUGAUUUAUUAUUACCAUAUGUAAAUAAACAAUUAGGUCUCCAUUACAUUUGCACCAAACUUUACUCUGUCUCUUUGAAAGAAUUAAACAAUCUUCUUGAAAAAGUCAAGGAAAAGCCGCUUUUUAGUUUUUCUACACCGGAAUACAGACUCCGAGCCAUGAUUAUGGAUGUUGCUUAUCAUCGGCUUUUUAAACCUACAAAAACAGAAAAUAUUGCUCAUGCACCACCCACGUUAUUAUUUCAAACUGCAGUAUGCCAACAAGGAAAUCGGUGCCGUUAAUAUAAGCAAUAUUCUUAAUCACAAAAAAGGUCAGUCCAGCAUUCCGCCAUAUUUCAAGAUAAAGUCAACCCCUUAUAUUUCCUACAGUUAUACUUCAACCAUUGCUUCCAAACUCUUCAAUUACAACUACAAACCCUAUAUGACCUUAAUAUCGAACAUCUGAAAGAUAAUCCUCCAACGUGUUCAUGUUCUUCUUCACCCUACAACUAUAGUCCUGCCGGACACGUCAUUACUGGUGUUGUUAAUUAAGUUAACACUUCACAUGACGUCGUAAUUUUAUAAAUGUCAUAUAUUCUGUUGAAGAUAACGCCAAGCGAUGGGCAAAAUCUGAAAAAGAAUUCAAACUACAUAGCUGAUAUAGAAAUUUAAAAAAAUGUGUAAUAAUACUCUUCAUUUUAUCUCCUGUAAUUUCGCCAAGUCCAUAAAGUAUUUGCUGGUAGAAAUUUGUGAAAACAAUGCACUGUUAUGCAGAAUAUAAUUUCUUUCCGUCAGAGUGGGUUAAAAGCAUCAGAUGCAUAUUAAAAUCUCGUAUUAAACGACUGAGAUGCCACAUAAAAUCCAACUAUCCUUCUGUUUUCAAUAAAACAGAAGUGAGAAAAGAACUAUAUAGACUGCACGAUCAGUAUGUACUGGUACCUGCUGAUAAAACAAGCAACAAUAUGUCUUUGUUUGUAAGGCACAUUAUAUUAAUUGCAUUUUUAAAGAACUAGGUUUCGAUUCUACACAUGGUAAUCCUACUUAUACCCAUAGUAGUCUUUCCAAGCAGGAAAUACUUCAAAAUCAUAAAUCGGUAGUGGAUAUCUUGAAUAUCCACCAAAAAACAAAAUGAAUUUGAUUUACCUUAUUUGGACUGGAUUCCAAAGCUUCACAAAAGUCCUUACAAACAGAGACAUAUAGCAGGUUCCAGUAAAUGUUCUACCAAACCUCUCUCUUUACUCCUUACUAAAAUUCUUACAGUAGUUGAAGAGACAUUUCAAGAGUACUGUACAACAAUAUACUCCAGAAAUGGUGUGAAUCAGACGUGGAUACUAAAAGACUCUAAAGAAUUAUUAGAAACUUUGAGGUCACAAAAUCUUACCAAAAUUAAUAGCAUCAAAAUGUACGAUUUUUCAAAGCUUUAUACAACCAUUCCCCAUGACAAAUUAAAAUCUAGGCUUUUUGAUAUCAUCGACAGUCGUUUCUUCAAUAAAAAUGGAAGUCGUAAAAAUGCUUACCUUGUCAUUGGAAUUCUAAAAAAAUAUUUUGUUAAACUAUUCUGAUUGCACACACAAGUACUGAAGUUGAUAUUAAAAAGAUGCUUGAGUUUCUGAUAGACAACAUCUAUGUAGUUUUUGGAAAUCAAGUCUUCCAACAAUCUGUUGGAAUUCCCAUGGAUACCAACUGUGCCCCAUUGUUAGCAGACCUAUUUUUGUAUUCUUAUGAAGCAGAAUUUAUUCAAAAACUUGUACGUGAAAAAAAAAUCACUCGCUGUGGCCUUCAACUCAACACUCAGGUAUAUUGACGACCUAUUAUCAAUUAACAAUUGUUAUAUCCAUACUUACAUCGAUUCUAUAUAUCCCAGUGAACUUGAAAUAAAAGAUACCAUCUGUUUCAUAUUUGGAUAUUUUACUCGAAAUGGACAUUGAUGGUAACCUAACAACAAAACUUCAUGAUAAACGCAAUGACUUCAAUUUUUAUAGUCAACUUUCCUAACUUAUGUAGCAAUAUACCUUCAUCACCUGCAUUUGGUGUUUUUGUUUCUCGGUUAAUUCGAUACACAAGGAUAUGCUCUUCUUAUGAACAGUUUCUAAGGCGAGGCAAGCUACUGACAAACAAGUUGAUAAAACAGGACUAUCAACAGUCUCGUUUGAAGUCAUCUUUUCGUAAGUUCUAUGGUCGAUACAACGACCUUGUCAGCAAAUAGAAUCUUCCACUGGGUCGCAUGCUGACUGACGUUUUUCAUACUAAUUGUUCGACCAUAAUUAAUCCCCUAAUUGUCUAUGGAAAUUUUCAUUAUUUCCCCGAUUACGACAAAGAGCACACGGUGGGUGUAACCGGUCAGCAGAGGAUGCUCACUCCACCAUGGCACCUGAUCCUACUUCAAAAAGGAAGAAUCUCUGCCAUUCAUGCAACUGAAAUGUGACCGAAUGGUUACUGAAAGGUGACUGAAUGGCAUAGUUAUGCCAUUCAGUCACCUUUCAAGACCUUUCAGUUAUCAUUCAGUUGACUAAAUAGCAGAGGUUCAUCCUGUGUCAAUCCUUUUAGAGGUCCGUGUUGCUCUGCUUUGAAUUGCCAUUUAGUUUUAUGGGUUUUUGAGAUAGUUGACAGUUUGUUAUUGUCAUUUUUUCAUUCAUUCAAUGUUCAUUUUUGUAAUGUAAAUACAAGAUGGCCAAGAGCCAUGUCAGUCUGCUCAUUCUAUUUGUUUUAAAGUUGCAUUUUCGAAUUAUUUCUUUGGAAACAGUAAAUGAAAUUUCUCAAAACCUUUACUACCAAAAAUUCAUGAUAUGUCAAAGACUCAUUAUUUACCCUUUUUUAAUAAGCCUGUGAUCGACUGCUUUUUUCUUGUUAUUGAGAAAGUAGAAAUAAACAUCAAGUCUUUACCUGUUUUUUUUUAAUAUUUCAGGACGUUAUAAUAAAAUUCAUUCAAGGAAUCUUAAAGCCCUAGACUGUUGGUUGUUAGCUGGUUCAGAGUUAUCGGUAAGAAUAGAGACUUCAUGCAAACGACCAUAUCAACAUCACGAUGAAAAUAUAGGAUCUCUCUAAAUUUGUCUCUGUUGUUGCCUCCCUCUCAGUCUAUCUUUCUCGAUCAUUUAUCUCUGAUUAAUUUUCUACCCAUCAAAUUUCUUUUGUAGGUCUUUUUCUGCGGACGUAAUUGAUAGAGCAGGAGAUUAUGCUUUUUACAAGACAGUGUCUUGUAUACACUUCCGAUAACAUAUGUUGUCUUUAAGAAGACUUCGAUGAUCAUUAUGUAAAAUUUUUUCAAUGCACAAACAUGUUGUAAUGUACAAUGCACUCGCUUAUCACUGUGCGACCCGAGUUCGAUCAUCUGUGAUUCUUUAACGCAUGGUACAUGUACUUAAUAUCAUAUGUCUUAUGCAUAUUUUGUAAGCAUUCAUUCAUAUAAGGAUAGUCAUAUCCACUGCUCUACGAUGUUAGAAUAACAUAUGUGUUUUUACACUUUAGCAAUGCAUAGCAUAAUGAGGUGUGGCCACCAGUGACUUUAUUUUUUAAAGGUAGAUCUGAUAUUAAAUGAUAUAGAAUUAUUUAAUUUUUUUAUCAAAACUAGUUCAGUGUUCACCUUUGCUGCGAU
This is a messenger RNA of Magallana angulata, 5698 nucleotides long. RefSeq lists its product as uncharacterized. Lineage: Eukaryota; Metazoa; Mollusca; Bivalvia; Ostreida; Ostreidae. The coding region runs from base 87 to 1427 and encodes 446 amino acids. The transcript has 8 exons. The record is from RefSeq and is a predicted model, not a curated record.